CAGAGAUCCAACUAUCCCAACUAUUAUGUUUCUUCUCUACAACACAUCCUGAAGCCGAGAUCUCAGCGAACUUGGCGCUAUCGACAGCCCAACGAACCAUCUCGUACACGUCGCCUGCCGAUCUUCCUUUGCUUGCAUCUCAUCUCGCCUAGAGCACGCUCUCACGCCGUACGUGCAACAGCUAUCCACUUGUCGUCACCGUACAAAGCGAGGCAUCGUCGCCCGUGGAGAACAUUGAUGCAGAGCUAAAGCGAGCCAAGUAAGGCAAGAAGACCUCAUCUAUAGAUGCGCACCGGCCUGCCAUCGUAGCUACACGUCCUCGGCGCAAUGGAAGCAAACCCCAAUCGCGAUGGCUGGAGCCAGUCUGGUCAAACCUCAAAUACCACCUCAAACCCGUCGCAACCACCGUCUGGGCCAAAUGGCGCUCCAGUAUUACCGCCUCCGCAAGCAUCAUUCUUUUCUGGACCGCCGCCCGCACAUAACCUGCCUGGCAUAGCCGGCCUUACUCAAGCAUCACAGUCACAUCCAUCGCAACCCGUGCAGCAUACGACCUCCAGAUCCGAGCCUGGCGCACCAUCAAAUGCUCUACCAGUUCCUCAACCACCGACCUCCCACGGCUUCUCGGCUAUAAACCAACAUCAAUCUCAAAGUCAGAGCAAUAUGGAUGCUGAACGAGAACGCAUGCAACGGGAGAUGGAGGAGAUUGCUCGGAGGGAAGCUGAGCAGAGAGACCUACGAGAAAGGCAGUUCCGCGAGCAGCAGCAACACGAGCCGCAGAUCAUCCAUCAACCUGUAGCUGUGCCACCGAAUGUACGCUCAAUACAUGGUCCGAAUGGGUUGCUAGGAAAUCCAAACGCAGCUGCGACAUCUUCUGCACCUGGUCAAUCAGGGGUAGGAACUUCUCAAGGCCUCUUCCCCGGUGCUCAAAUCGGCCCGGAUCACAACGUUCGCACGCAGCAACCAGCUGGAACAGCACAGCCGGCAGUUAUACCGUUUGGCCAAUCAGCUGUUCAAAGUGCACCCAUGAAUCAGGCGCAACAACCGAUUCUCAAUGAUGCACUCAGCUACUUAGACCAAGUAAAGGUGCAGUUUGCCGAUCACCCAGACGUGUACAACCGCUUUCUCGAUAUUAUGAAAGAUUUCAAAAGUGGUGCUAUCGAUACACCAGGUGUCAUUGAGAGAGUUUCGCAACUUUUUGCUGGAAACCCUGCACUUAUUCAAGGUUUCAACACUUUCCUUCCUCCAGGCUAUAAAAUCGAAUGUGGUGCAGGCAACGACCCAAAUGCGAUCAGGGUGACCACGCCAAUGGGUACCACUGUCUCUACGAUGCCGGCGCCGCGACCCGUUUCUCCAAUGCGAGGACCAGCUCCAAAUGGCGCAGUUGCAAAUCCGCCUGAACGGGCUUUCUGGCAUCAGCAGCAACCGGGAGGAGUAGAUUCACGCUUCAGUCCUGAUGGACGGCAGAAUAUGGCUCAGCCAGUAUUUGCAAACCAAGGCGCACCCACCUCACAUCCCACUAGUUCUCCAGAAGUUUACCGCCAACAGCAAGCUGAAGCUGCAGCUAUUCACAGGGUAGAGCAGCAAAAUGUCGCGCAACUCGGCAAUGCGGCGGCGGCGGCUUCUGGCAGAGACCUGUCGGGUAGAAGCGGCCUCCUUGGCUCUCCUGGUGAUGCGAGUGCGCCAAUUCACCCACCAAUGAAUGGCGUCAACCCGGGGGCAGCAAUGAUGGUAAAUGGUGGAAUGGAGAAACGUGGUCCUGUAGAGUUCAAUCAUGCCAUCAGCUACGUGAACAAGAUCAAGAAUCGGUUUGCGCAGCAACCAGAUAUCUACAAGCAGUUUCUUGAAAUCUUGCAAACUUACCAGCGAGAAUCUAAGCCAAUUCAAGACGUCUAUGCACAGGUCACACGCCUAUUUGAAACCGCCCCAGAUCUUCUUGAAGACUUCAAGCAAUUUCUUCCGGAAUCGGCUGCUUCAAAUCAAAAUAAGGCACCUGCCAGAUCAGGCGGAGAAGACGCAUUUCCCCUUAGUAGCACAAGAAACGAACCCACUUACAUUGCUGCUGCAUCCGCCAACAGUCAUCUGCACCAGACGCCUCGGCCGGAACAGCACCAUAGACUCCCGCCCAUUGGCAACUUUGCUCCCACUCCGAGCGUAAAUAGAGACAAUAAACGCAAGCGAAGCGAUAGGCAAGGCGGUGCUCCGUCCAUAACGCCAAUUGCACCCGAGGUGAAUAACGUGGCUGGUCGAACUGCAGUUAGCCAGCAGCCAAAUGGGAAUAAGCGAUUGAAGCAGACACAGCCUCCCAAACAAGCUGCACCAUCGUCCGAUAUGUCAACCACAACACCUUCACUUAUACCACCAGCACUACCUCUACCUCUCCCACCGGCGGUUUCCUUGAAUGCUUCGACUGAGGACUUCAGCUUUUUCGACCGUAUACGCAAGCACAUUGGCAAUAAAUCGUUGUGGGCUGAAUUCUUGAAGCUCCUCAAUCUGUACAAGCACGAUUUUAUUGACCUUCCAUUCCUCGUUUUCAAGGCUCAAGCAUUCAUCGGCUCGAAUCCAGAUCUGAUGCAGCAGUUCAAGGAUUACCUUAAGUACAAGGAUUCAGAGUACAGGAUCACAAACGAGCCACAAACUGUUAAUGGUCGCAUUCAACUUUCGAACUGUCGAGGUCUUGGUCCCAGCUACAGGCUGCUUCCAAAGCUCGAGACGAACAAGAAAUGCAGUGGACGUGAUGAUUUGUGCAACUCCGUUUUGAACGACGAUUGGGUGUCACAUCCAACUUGGGCUUCUGAGGACUCCGGAUUUGUUGCUCACCGAAAAAAUGCGCACGAGGAAGGAUUGCAUCGUGUUGAGGAAGAGCGCCACGAUUAUGAUUUCUAUAUUGAGUCUUGCCGCCGCUCAAUUCAGCUGCUGGAACCAAUCGCACAAGGCUUGACUGGCCUUACUCCUGAGCAGCGCAUGAACUUUCAACUCGAUCCCAAGCUUGGCGGCCAGAGUGAGGCCAUAUAUCGUCGUGUAAUCUACAAGAUCUACGGCCGCGAGAAGGGUAACGAAGUCAUCCGCGAACUAUUCCGCCGCCCAUACGACGUCAUCCCCACUCUCCUGGCUCGCAUGAAGACCCAGUGUGAACAGUGGAAGGCCGCUCAGAUCCAAUGGGAGAAGGUCUGGCGUGCACAAACAGAUGCGCUCUUCUGGAAGAGUUUGGAUCAUCAAGGCGCGGCUACACGUGUUGCCGAUAAGCGCCAAUUCUUCGCCAAGCAGCUGAUCAACGAGAUCCAGGUUAAAUAUCAGGAGCAAAAGCGUCAACGUGAGCUUAACCGAGUCAGUGGUGUGCCUAAUUGGCAUUUUUCGUACUCGUGCGAGGAUAAACAAAUCUUGCGUGAUAGUGCGGGACUGAUAAUCUUAUACGCUGAGCAGAAUUACUCAACUGAACACCCGACACUUGUACGCUCCAUCAAAGAACUGCUGACUCAAUUUUUCUUGCUCGAUAGCAAUGAGCUCGACCAAGAAUCCUUUGCUCAAGAUAUGGAUAUUGACAUGGACGGCCAAUCUGAGACUGGUGCAUCGCCACGCCAACGACCAGCUAAAGGUGGUAGGGGCGGACUACUUCGAGGCGUUCUAGACAAGACUCGACGACGUGACGCGGAAGACAGUGAGAGUCGCAGUCGCCAAAGUACACCAGACGAACCACUAGCGGAGAUGUCAGAUGCUCCCGAACUCUCCGCUACUGCCCAAGUCGGUGAAGAUCAGCCAUCAACAGACAAAUGGUUCACCCAUCCGACAGACAACAACAUCUUGGAUAGCAUGAACCUCCAGCCAAAUGAACCUUACAAGAGGACGGUAUACAAUAUGUAUAGCAACGCGGCGAUCUACUGCUUCAUGCGUCUCUUUGGAAUACUAGUUGAACGCCUUGAAAAGAUCAAAGCUAACGAGGAGAACGUGCGAGAAGAUGUCAAAUUACAGAAGGAGCGCAAGGCCGCUCAUGAGCUUGGUUGGAUUUCGAAGGAGCCAUCCCAUUACUUUGCCAACACCGAUCCAGGGGCCAAUUACUAUGCGCAGAUGCUAGACCUCUUUAAGGGCAUGAUCAGGCAGGAUGUGGAUAAUGCACAAGUUGAGGAUACACUUCGUCGAUACUAUCUUCAAGAUGGUUGGCAGCUCUACUCCCUUGACAAGCUGCUCGGGGCGCUGAACAAGUUUGCCAUGGGCAUUUUCUUCCCAGAUGCGAAAGAGAAGACACCAGAAAUUUAUGCCUUGUUCAAGAAGGAUCGCCAACGAGGCGAUGUCAUCACACACAAGGAUGAGGUCCAUUAUCGACGAUCUGUGGACAGACUCGCACGCGAAGGCGAAAUCUACCGUAUCGGAUGGGAUGUCAACAAUUCUAGGAUCACAAUUCAGCUCAUCAAGUCAACGGACCCAACCUUCGAAACGUCCUUACUGUCACGAGCCGAAGCAUGGAAAGUCUACAUCUCAUCCUACGAGACCGUUUAUCCCACCGAAGGUGUCGAUCACUCGCUUGUCCGUCUUCCAAUCCUCAAGCGCAACCUCAAGCAGCUCUUUGGCGAAACAGGCGAGCCAACGGCGAAACUCGAAGAGCUCAACAUUGUAGACAUAGAGCGCAUGCAGUUCCGUAUCUCGGCCUCCACAUACCGUAUGGAGGUCGAGCCGUUCAGCACAGACUUCAUCGCCAACUUUAGCGGAUACAGAGUCGUAAAGGAUAAGGACGCUCAGGCCGAAGCGGAGCGGCGUGGUGCGGAAGUUGAAGAACGCUUCAGAGCAAAUAGCGAAUGGAUGAAGGGGCGCAGUAAGGAUGAGGUCGAUGCAAAGAAGCAAGAAUUUGCGGAGAGAUUCAAUCAGGUGAUUGAACCGCCGAGAAGGAGAUAGCGAGUAGGAUGUGUGCUUAGGGGUUUCAUGCAUUAAUCUGCAUGUCUUUUUUUCAAUUUGGAGUGGCUUAUUUUGCAGGUUUUCAUCCCUUGUUGUGAGUUUACACUGUGCUGCUUAUCUUGUAACGGCUUUAUCUUGCGACGGACUCAUGUAUGGCAGGAACUGACUGGCUGGCGCAAGAUGGACCGGACGGUAUUGCCCAAGAUACACAGGGCGACUUUUUUCUCCCCUUAUGUAAAAGGCUUUCUCAUAUUUAACUGUGCUUAUAGUCGAGCAACCAGCGCGAUAAGGCGCAAGCACUCUUUAUGAGGUUCUACUCUCCAAGUUGGUCUCGUCGCGCCUUCCUC
Molecule: messenger RNA, 5231 nt
Organism: Verruconis gallopava
Lineage: Eukaryota; Fungi; Ascomycota; Dothideomycetes; Venturiales; Sympoventuriaceae
Exons: 5
Coding region: 328-4884 (1518 amino acids)
Biological process (GO): negative regulation of transcription by RNA polymerase II
Cellular component (GO): Sin3-type complex; chromatin
Molecular function (GO): transcription corepressor activity
Source: RefSeq, a predicted model, not a curated record